UAGGACCGCCGCGGGAGCCGCAGCAGCGCCAUGUCGUCUCCGGCUUCCACCCCCAGCCGCCGCCGCGGCAAGCGCGGCAGGGGCAGCAACCCCCCGACUCCGCAAGAUGUUCGCUCUCCUCCUUCCCAGAAGCGGCGGGCGGACGACUCCACCUCCACCGGGGACCUGCAGCCCCUGCCCACGUCGCCGGCCGCCGACGUGCAGAGCCCCGGCGCCGCCGACGCGCUGUUCUCCAGCCCCCCUCAGUUCCGCCACUCCGCUAUUCCUCUUGACUUCGAUAUCAGUUCACCUUUGACUUACGGCACACCAAGCUCCAGGGUAGAGGGUACUCCACGAAGCGGUGUCCGAGGAACUCCCGUUAGGCAGAGGCCAGAUCUUGGGUCUGCCCGUAAAGCCAGACAAGUUGAUUUACACUCAGAUGGGCUGGCUGAGGAUAUAGUAGCAACCAAGCAAUCUCUUGGACAAAGGCUUGUUAUUUGGGGAACCGAUGUUAAUGUAGCCUCAUGCAAAGAAAAAUUCCAGAGAUUUCUUCAGCGCUUUAUCGAUCCACUAGAUAAAGAGGAUGAAGACAUUGGCUUGGAUCUUAAUGAGCCACGCUAUAUGCAGCGACUUCAAGAGAUUAAUAUUGUUGGGGAACCAUUCCUGAACGUAAACUGUGAUCAUCUAAGAUCGUUUGAUGAAAAUCUCUACAGGCAACUGAUCUGCUACCCUCAGGAAGUUAUCCCAACAUUUGACAUGGCUGCCAAUGAGAUAUUUUUUGAUCGUUACCCUGAUUCAAUACUAGAACAUCAAAUUCAAGUAAGGCCAUAUAAUGCAUUGAAGACUAGGAAUAUGAGAAGUCUAAACCCUGAAGACAUUGAUCAACUCAUCACCAUCAGUGGCAUGGUCAUCAGAAGCUCUCAGUUAAUUCCUGAGAUGCAGGAAGCAUUCUUUAAAUGCCAGGUUUGCGCUUUCACCACCAGAGUAGAAAUCGAUCGUGGCAGGAUUGCUGAACCAUCAGUGUGCAAGAACUGUAACACAACGCACAGUAUGGCAUUGAUUCACAAUCGAUCCAUGUUCUCUGACAAGCAGAUGAUCAAACUGCAGGAGUCUCCUGAAGAUAUGCCAGCUGGGCAGACCCCACAUACGGUUGUGCUGUUUGCUCACAAUGACCUUGUUGAUAAAGUGCAGCCAGGUGACAGAGUUAAUGUCACAGGUAUCUACCGGGCAGUCCCAAUUCGAGUUAAUCCACGUGUCAGCAGUGUACAAUCCGUGUAUAAGACCCACAUUGAUGUCAUACACUACCGCAAGACAGAUUCAAAACGCUUGCAUGGUGUCGAUGAGGAAACGGAGCAAAAAAUGUUUACAGAGGAACGUGUGAAAAUUCUCAAAGAGCUUUCUAAAAAAGCAGACAUAUAUGAGAGACUUUCUUUAGCACUGGCUCCAAGUAUCUAUGAGCAUGAAGAUAUCAAAAAGGGUAUCCUGCUUCAGCUUUUUGGGGGAUCAAGAAAGGAUUUUACUCACACAGGAAGAGGCAAUUUUCGUGCAGAGAUCAACAUUCUUCUCUGUGGUGAUCCUGGUACUAGCAAAUCACAGCUGCUCCAGUAUGUGUAUAACUUGGUUCCUCGAGGCCAGUAUACUUCUGGCAAAGGCUCAAGUGCAGUUGGUCUUACUGCAUAUGUGAUGAAGGAUCCAGAAACACGGCAACUGGUUCUUCAGACAGGUGCUCUAGUCCUUAGUGACAAUGGCAUUUGCUGCAUCGAUGAGUUUGACAAAAUGAGUGAAAGCACAAGAUCAGUUCUACAUGAAGUAAUGGAACAACAGACACUCUCCAUUGCAAAGGCUGGAAUUAUUUGCCAACUGAACGCCCGUACGUCUAUCCUGGCAGCAGCUAACCCUAUAGAAUCACAGUGGAAUCCGAAAAAGACUACUAUUGAAAACAUUCAGCUUCCUCAUACACUGUUGUCAAGAUUUGACUUGAUCUUUUUGAUGUUGGAUCCACGUGAUGAAGCUUACGACAGGCGUCUUGCUCGCCAUUUGGUUUCACUGUACUACCAAAGUGAAGAGAAGAUGGAGGAGGAAUACAUGGAUAUGGCAAUAUUGAGGGAUUACAUUGCAUAUGCUCGUAGUUACGUAAAUCCCAGAUUAAGUGAAGAAGCAAGCCAAGCCCUUAUUGAGGCAUACGUGGACAUGAGGAAGAUUGGUAGUGGCAGGGGAAUGGUUUCUGCAUAUCCUCGACAGCUUGAGUCCCUGAUCCGGCUGGCAGAGGCGCACGCCAAGGUGCGCUUUUCAGAGAAAGUUGAAACAAUUGAUGUAGAAGAAGCAAGACGCCUCCAUCGGGAAGCACUGAAACAGUCUGCUACUGAUCCAAGGACUGGAAUUGUGGACAUAUCCAUUCUCACUACCGGAAUGAGCGCAACAGCUCGCAAGCGGAAAGAGGAAUUGGCUCAAGCCUUAAGGAAGCUUAUCCAGUCAAAGGGUAAAUCACCGUCUUUGAAGUACCAACAGCUUUUCGAUGAUCUCCGAGCCCAGUCUGAUACAGCUGUCACGAAGGAAAUGUUCGAAGAAGCACUUCGUGCCUUGGCUGAUGAUGACUUCUUGACUGUGACUGGAAAGACUGUGAGACUGCUGUGAGUUAACCUAUCUGUGGAAGGCCGCUGUCACGACUUCUACUUCGCCUUACUUAAGAUAGUGUCAGUCUGCAAGAUCUUUGAGAUUGGGACUAUCAUUUGCUAUGACAGGCAUAGCCUUUCCUUGCCAGCCAACUGUCAUGGCUUUACUUUGCCUUACUGUAUUGCCAGUCUGCAAAAUUUUCAAGAUUAGGGCUAUCAUUUGCUAUGACAAGUGCAGUGACAAUUAAGUGGCACUUCUGUCAUUUCAAGAUAUUACCGAGGACCUAAAAAAUCCUCAUCUGAAUAAUGCUAUUUACAUUUUAGCUAAAUGUAAUUACUAAUAGGUCAAGUGCUAUGUGUUUCUAUGAGGUUUUUUAGAACGUGCUAUAACCAUGUUGCUUGUAUUUCCAAUUGAAUUGUAAAAAUUCCUCUAAGUGACUUUUUAGUAAACAGUUUGACUAUUAGUAUUGCUGUAAUCUGAAAUAAAGUUAUUUGACUUAAAAGGGCUCUUUAGCAUUCAUUUCAAGUAAAAAUUAGCAUAUCCUGUGCUGAGCACUUUUCAGUCUAGAAUUCUUAAAUUUUUCAGAAGUUCUUUGUGACAGCAUAAAAGGAGCUUUGCUUUUUUCCUUUUUUGUUUGUUUGUGGUUUUGUUUGGUUUUUUUGUUUGCUUUGUUUGACUUGAGUGUACCGUGGAAGUAUCCUCAACGUAAAAAAGACAGAUUCUACCUGAAACCACAUUUCCUUGCUUCAAUUUGAAGUAUGACUGGAUAAAUUUGGAUGCCCAUCUUUGGUGUAAUGGUAUAUGAUCAGUUCUGAAAGAACAAGGUCCAGUAGCAUGACUGGAAAAUCUUGCCACACCGUAUCCAGGGUAGAUUCUCUCAGCUAUGGCACAUCAGUAGCUGCUAUUUUCACAGAUGCAUUAGCAGGAGUUCCCAAAUUCACUUUGGUACAGACAACACCAGGCUCACCUCACCAGCUCACUUAGCUCUGUUAUUCCUGUGUUCUGUGCUACUGCUUCUUAACAGAAUGGAAGCAAUUUUCCCCAAAAAAGGAGAGGCCCUUAAAACCAAUUUUUUCUUGCUGCUGGCUCAUUAUUUGAUCAAGAUACUGUUUACCUUUAGUUGAAUUUUCACUGAUUUGCUUUUUAGUAGAAGGAAGAAACAGUCUAACCUACAGUAAAAAUACAGCAUAUGUUGGAAUGAUCAAGUUAAUCCACAGCCAUCUCUCCCCCGUCUUGUUUCUUAGUAUGCAAGUCACUAUCACCUCAUCUUCCUGGGUUUUAGGGACUGGAAGGAUGUAGUUCUUCUUGUGCUUUUCUGUAGAGGAAGUCUAGGUUCCCUGACUCAAGUCUUAAAAGUUUGAUACAAGUAAGCUUAGAUCCCAGGAGCUUGACACUUCUCUUCAAAAGACGUCUGUGAAAUAAAAUUCCAAACUCCCUUAAAUUCCAGGAUCAUAAAUACUCUAAUGGCACUUGCCUUGUGAGAUGUUAUUUUCCUCUCUGCUAUGUUAUUUAUGUAUUUUGCUUAGAAUACAACAGUCUAAUGAUGUCUUCCUUCCUUCCCCAUUGUACCAAAUCUUUAGUUCACAGUUACUAUCUGCCUUUUAGGUGAGACUGAUACAGUUCUAAGCUUUUUACUUUUUGAAAACAUCACUUGCAUACUUUUUUCAUUGACACUGGUCCCUAAAGUACUACCUCAGUUCAUAAACCUUUCUCUCCCCUGUUUUUCUACUCUCAUAAGCUAUAAGACUGUCCUUCUGAACUACCUGGUACCUUCUCUUGUCAGACAAAACAGCACCAACAAAGUUUCUUAAACAUGUUUUUGAGCUGAAGAAAGUUGAUAUAGUGUUUAAAAAAAUAAAUAUAAUGCAUCUGACUACAUCAGCAACAUUCCUUAAAAUUGUCUGUCAAUAUGGAAACUAUUACUGUAAGACACAAAUUGGUUGUUCAUCUACUUGCAAAUUUUUAAUGCAUAUUGAAUUGUGUAGCCACAAUAAAGUGUUAUGGGAAAUGGAAA
Molecule: messenger RNA, 4606 nt
Organism: Pipra filicauda (Wire-tailed manakin)
Lineage: Eukaryota; Metazoa; Chordata; Aves; Passeriformes; Pipridae
Gene: MCM4
Product: minichromosome maintenance complex component 4
Exons: 16
Coding region: 31-2613 (860 amino acids)
Biological process (GO): mitotic DNA replication initiation; DNA strand elongation involved in DNA replication; DNA replication
Cellular component (GO): nucleus; MCM complex
Molecular function (GO): ATP binding; ATP hydrolysis activity; single-stranded DNA binding
Source: RefSeq, a predicted model, not a curated record